This is a messenger RNA of Medioppia subpectinata, 868 nucleotides long. The record is from the annotation of a GenBank genome assembly. Lineage: Eukaryota; Metazoa; Arthropoda; Arachnida; Sarcoptiformes; Oppiidae.
AUCGUCGGCUACUUCUCGAAAGAGAAACAGUCAUUCCUAUCGUAUAACGUGUCCUGUAUUUUAACACUACCUCCGUAUCAAAGACAGGGCUACGGCCGGAUGUUAAUUGAUUUCAGUUAUCUGUUGACCAAAACGGAGGGCAAAGUGGGCUCACCGGAGAAGCCGUUGUCUGAUUUGGGACUCAUAUCGUACAGGAGUUACUGGAAGAAAGUGAUACUCGAGUACCUGUCCUCCUACGAGGCCAAAGAUAUAUCCAUUAAAAACGUUAGCUCACAGACCGGUAUCAACGCCUACGACAUCGUGUCGACCCUCCAGUCGAUGGGAAUGUUAAAGUACUGGAAGGGUAAGCAUCUGGUGCUCACCCAGAAGGAGAUACUCGACGAGUUCCGGGCGAAGCUCAAGAAGCAUCGCAAGAAUCCCAAACUAAUUGAUCCCAAAUGUCUGCACUGGAAGCCGAAGGUCAAGUGAUUUGACCGCUUUGUUUUUAUAUGCCACUGUUUUCGCGGUGUAUCUGUUUUGUUGGCCACUCUAUUAGCAUGUAUUGAGAAACUCUUGGCCCCGAAAAAUGUAUACUUUUAUUCUCAUUAUUAUUAUUAUCGUUGAUAUUAACCAUCGAUUCGCUCGAAACUGUGGCUAAAAUAUGAUUAAGACAUUAAUUGAUUGAUAAAUAUAUUAUGUUUAAUAUAAAUAGCGUUUAAAUCACGUCGAGUUUAGAUACCAUUUGUUGUAAAAGUCAUUCAUGUUUUUUCUCUCGUAAAUUUUCAUUCAUUCAAAUUGUCAUCGCAUUUACGAUUCCUGGCCCCUCCCUGUCCUCCACGGGGGCCCCCUCUCUCCUGCCAGCCCUUCCACACCUCUCAACCAUAAUGAA